GGCCAGCAACGGAAAAAGAACAAAAGCAAACACAAGAAGGCAGAAGGCCAAACUCAAACUGGACAGCGCGGCAACAACAGCUGUCGUCAUGAUGGACGGAACCAUGAACUCCCAGCAGACAGAACCAGAUCCUGAUGCCAUCAAAAUGUUUGUUGGUCAGAUCCCAAGAACUUGGGAUGAAAAUGACCUUAAAAAUUUAUUUGAAGAGUACGGCCAAAUUCACUCCAUGAACAUUCUCAGAGACAAAAUUACAGGACAAAGUAAAGGGUGCUGCUUUGUAACGUUCUUCACUCGUAAGGCAGCUCUUGAUGCACAGAAUGCAUUACAUAAUGUGAAAACAUUGCAGACGAUGCAUCAUCCCAUACAAAUGAAACCAGCAGACAGUGAGAAAAAGAGUGGAGCUUAUGCUGAAGAUCGGAAAUUAUUUAUUGGUAUGCUGUCCAAAAAAUAUAAUGAGAAUGAUGUGAGAAUGAUGUUUGCUCCCUUUGGAACCAUUGAAGAAUGUACAGUUUUGAGGGAUCAUACUGGAACUACAAGUAAAGGAUGUGCAUUUGUUACUUUUGGAACAAGAGCAUGUGCUCAAAAUGCUAUCAAAAGCAUGCAUCAUUCCCAAACCAUGGAGGGUUGUUCAUCUCCAUUGGUGGUAAAGUUUGCUGAUACUCAGCGUGAAAAAGAACAGCGCAAAGCUCAACAAAUGAACCAGACAAUGUGGAACUCUGGCUUUGGGGCGCUAGGGCCUCAGUACCUUGCGUCCUUGGGCCAGGGUCUUGCGAAUGGCAAGCAGCAAGACCCACAGUCUUGCGGAGCAGCGAAUCCAUACCAGCAGUUGUUACAGCAGGUGGCAGCCGGAAACAUGGGCAAUUUUAACAACCAAGCUGGCGGAAUGGGACUCAACAUGCAGCAGUUAAUUGCCGCUGCAGCUGCAGCAGCUGGUAAUAAUCCUGAUAAUUGUGCUCUCCUUGCGGCUCUGGCCAGUUUGGGGUCGAUGGCAAACAACUCCAAUCAGCAAGGCAUGAACUCCGGGGGCAAUAACAAUCAAGGUGGCAUGGGGAACUUUGGCCAGAUGGGGGCAAAUAACGGAAACUCUGGUGAGUCGCUUCGGGGAAAUCAGUUUGGCAACAUGGGCAACAACUCCGGAGGAAUGGGCGGCAUGGGUGGUAACAACAUGGGAGGCAACAACAUGAACGGCUUUGGCACCAACAAUUCCAACAACAUGGAUGCCCUGAGUCAGGCAUACUCCGGCAUUCAGCAGUAUGCAGCUUCCUUCCCCAAUGCCUUCAACACACAGGCAGCAGCUCAAAUGCAAGCCAAUAAUGCUAACGUAGGCGGAAAACAGACAGAGGGUCCAGAUGGAGCCAAUCUUUUCAUCUAUCACUUGCCUCAGGAAUUCGGAGAUGGAGAUCUUAUGCAGAUGUUCAUGCCCUUUGGCACAAUUGUCUCUGCAAAAGUUUUUAUUGAUAAACAAACUAACCUGAGCAAAUGCUUUGGAUUUGUGAGCUAUGAUAAUCCAGUCGCUGCUCAGGGAGCCAUCCAGUCCAUGAACGGCUUCCAGAUUGGCAUGAAGCGACUCAAGGUGCAGCUCAAGCGCCCCAAGAAUGACAGCAAACCGUACUAAGCAGGCACAUUUGUCUUUUGGGCUGGGAACAGUGAAAGGGAAAGAGGCCACGUAGGCGUCUGGCGUGACAUGGCGUGUGUUCCUGUGUCCCUGUGGCGUCGUCGUGCGUCCGUGAUGCGUCCCCAUCGUACGUUUGUUUUUCUUCUUCACUGUCCAUGUGUCGAGCAAGCAGUACCCAUAAUUUGGUCGGUUCCCUUGUCAUCAGCGUUUAUUUGGGGUUACAUUUUAUGUGUUUUUUUGCUGUUUGUCAUUUCUCCUGUAGUUAUUUAGUGUAUCCCAUGUACUGGGGGUGCCUUUUGUGCUUUUAGUUCUGUGAGCUUUGUGGUUGAUAUACUUAUGUAGACACACAAAAUUGUUUGAGUUCAUUGGAUAUGGUACUUGAAACCUAUCUCCGUUUUUUAUUUUACUUCAGAAAAUUUCUGUCAAGCCUUCUAUUUUGGGGGAAACUUUUGGUGAAUACCAUAUGCAUCGUUUCUAAGAAUUUAAAAGAAAAAAAUGUACAUAUUGGGUUACUUUUUUUUCCUUUAUUAUUAUUUUGAUUUCCAAACAGAAUUCUGUAUAUAUGCUUUUGGUUUUUUUACUGUUUAAAAUCAUAGGUGCCGCCACAGAUUUUUUUCAUUACUGGUAGUUUUUUUCCCCCAUGCAGUUUUGGGACAUCUAAUUUUAACUAUAAAGUUUUUCUUUUGGUUUAAUAUUCAUCAAAAGGACAGAAGAUAUAUUUAAAGGCAUUGGUACCCCAGAUGUUUUUUUUUUCACCUUUAGUCGCAUUGACUACUAGUUUGUCCCUUUAUAUCUUUCAAAUAUGUAUAUUACAUGUUAUCUUUUUUUUAAUUUCCUACUCCUUUUCAUCCCUCUAGUAAAUGAAAUUGUAAUUAUGUAUCACAAAAGUUAAUUGUUUGCUGUGCUUAUGAUCAUCUUGCUGUUAUUCAUAUCUCUGAUGGGCGGUACUGAGAAAGGCCUUCUUGUGAAAAAAAUGGCUUUAUUAAAAAAAAAAAAUUCUUAAUUCGGAAAGUUAGACUCUAAUGCUUUGAAUGUUAAAUAUUAAGGCGAGUCCAGGGCAAGACAGAGGUAAGGCAAGUUAGACUUCACAGCGUAAUUUGCAUAUUAUAUUUCUUCUCUAUAAGUUAUUCAGACCAUUGCGUUGAAUGAACUUGGAGGUGAUUAUGGCAGAUUGGUGUCAGACAAGGUCCUCCUAAAGAAAAACAUGUUCAUUAAGCACAUAACUUGGAUUUUAUUUUUCCUCCGUCUUCGUCUUUUUCUAUCAAAAUUUGACAAAAGAAUAGUUCCAUUUUCUUAGCAGGUUCUCUCGUUCAUGUUAAAAUCAGAAUGUUGACAAUCAUUUGCCUACUUGGGAACGAAAGAGUUGUUUUGCCAUCGCUAGUCAAGAGAAAAAGAUUCUGAAGAAAGAAUUAUGUUGACCAAUUUUAUUUUUCUUACUCUGUGUGACAUCCUUUGGCGGGCUUUGUUUUUGUUUGUGGCAAAUACAUGUCAAAUGUGUCGUUGAAGACGGUGUUGAACAUGUCUCAGAAGUCUAUUCAGUGUUUUGGGUUUUGAAGCUGUAUCUUGUAUGUCGACGGUGUUAGCAUCACAUAGAGACGUGUGUGUAACUUAAAAUCAAAUAAUCUCAAGAUCCGUCUGUAUUUACGUCUGUAGUGCACUUGCAUUUUUUUGUCUAACCCUGCCUCCAUACGAAGUGAAUUUUAUCUGAAAGGACACAUCUCAGGUAUUUUGUUAGUGUUGAAUGUCAUCUCACGAGGAUGUAGAUGCUCAUGUUUGUAGGUAUCUUGUAACAGUUCUUUUGUCAGCUCACUCAAGGCCGAGGAGGCCAGUGUUUUUUUAUUUUUCAAUGUCGUGUUUCCGCUCUGAUGUGUGUGGUGUCAAGUCAGAGAAGGAAACCCCCCCACCUCCCCACAGUCAUCUACAGGUUUCGAUCAACUGAACACUAUGUUCAUGAUCUGCAUACUUAACCAUGAAUGAAGGGUGAUGAGAUCGAAAUAGGUAGUAUUACAGGUAAAAUGCCACAGGUGCAUCACAUAACAUGUAUUCAAGCUUGACGAUUAAUCUAGAUUAGAUGGGAAACUUGUGAACACUUCCUUCAACCAUCAUUCAUAAUCAGAUCAGACUUUCUUUUUCCUUCUCUAGCAGCUUUGUAAGUUGCACAUUUGUCAGUUUAUCUUUUGUCAUUAAGGGUUUGUAUUGUAUCUUUGUGUUUUUUGUUUUUGAUUUUUUUUUGGUUUCGUACCUUUGUGUUAAGAAACAAAAUGUUGUUAAAUAAGUAAAAAAAAAAAUAAUAAAAAAGGAAAAAAGAAUUUUAAAAACAUUGAAUCUA
Messenger RNA from Aplysia californica (California sea hare), 3944 nucleotides. Its product is annotated as CUGBP Elav-like family member 1. The record is from RefSeq and is a predicted model, not a curated record. Gene Ontology annotation, biological process: regulation of alternative mRNA splicing, via spliceosome; mRNA splice site recognition. Gene Ontology annotation, molecular function: mRNA 3'-UTR binding. Lineage: Eukaryota; Metazoa; Mollusca; Gastropoda; Aplysiida; Aplysiidae. Gene Ontology annotation, cellular component: ribonucleoprotein complex; cytoplasm; nucleus.